UGUUACCUAAACAAAAAUUCAAGCACUUAUUAUUUCACAUUUAAAAUUGGAAAAUGUUUUGGUGAGUCGAAACGUUCAUAUUUGCGUGUGUUUCAUAUUUUUUCAAAGCAAUAAAAUACUUCAUCACAUAGAUUAAAAUGGAAAUUUCAACAGGUUAUAUUUAUUACUUUUUGAUCGUUCAAAUAUACUUUGCUCGAGGAUAUAAGAUAUUGGGUAUAUUUCCAUUCCCAGCCAAAAGUCACUUCACCUUCAACAAUGCCAUAAUGAAAAGUCUCAUCGACGCUGGUCACGAUGUCACCGUAGUAACCUCUUUUCCUGACCAAGCAAUGCAGGAAAAUUACACAUCAGUCAUUGAUACUUCGAAAGACGAAAUCAUACAUCUCAGCCAACCCUUCACCACUGUAUUUGCACGAAAUGCCUUCACAAUUCUAGGAAGUGCAAUGAACACCGAGAAGUCAUUUUGUUACAAGAUGAUGAAAUUACCAGAAAUUCAGUUUGCAUUAAAUUCCAACGAGAAAUUAUACGACGUUAUAUUUGUCGAGAUAAUGCUGCUGUAUAAAUGCUUCUUACCCAUAGCUGCCAAACUAAAUAUUCCUGUGAUAGGAACGGAAACAUUCAAACAGAAGAUCAAUGCUGAUAAUUCCAUUGGUAAUCCGAAUCAUCCGGGGUAUAUUUAUUUCGAAGGAGUACCCAAUAAAUGGGAUAAAGAAACUUUUUUGGGACGUUUUAAUAACGUGUGGAAUUACAUCGACGUAACUUUAUAUCAUUAUUUAUACGUGAUUCCUUGUUUAAAAAAAUUCCACCAAGAUCAUUCGCAACUACUCGCUCCCAUAAGUAAAUACAUGCAUAUGGAACCGGAUUUAAUUUUUUUCAAUAACCAUCCCUCGAUAUUAUCCAGACCCUUGGUUCCAAAUGCCAUUGAAAUUGGAGGUAUACACACGAAGCAAGUCAAACCUCUACCUAAAAAUAUCAAAAAAUUCAUUGACGAAGCUGCGCAAGGAGUUAUUCUAUUUUCAAUGGGUUCAUUAGUUAAAGCAGCUACGAUGCCUCUUGAAACAGCAAAUGCUUUCAGAGAAGCAUUCGCAGAGAUCCCUCAAAGAGUGAUUUGGAAGUACGAAGGUCAAAUGGAAAAUGUAUCUGAUAAUGUAAUGCUGUUGGAUUGGUUGCCUCAAAGGGAUAUUUUAGAAGAAAAAAAUGUCAAGGUAUUCAUCAGUCAUUGUGGACAAGGAGGCAUCAACGAAGCCAUUUAUUCUGCCACUCCAAUCAUUAGUUGCGCAGUAUUCGGCGAUCAAUUGACCAACGCCGAUAUUCUGGAGAAAAUGGAAGUAGCAGUCCAGCUCGAUAUAACCAAUGUAUCCAAAAAAGACAUUCUAACAGCAGUAAAUACAAUCAUCAACGACACAAGGUAUCGCAACAAUAUGGAAAAAUUAUCUAAAAUAUUCAAAGAUCGUCCAAUGACACCACAACAAAGCGUCGUAUAUUGGACCGAAUAUAUCAUCAGGCAUAACAGAGCUCCUCAUUUGAAAACUGCGUCUUUACAGUUGAACUGGUUCCAGUAUUUCUUAUUAGAUGUAAUAUUAUAUUUUAUUGUUUUAGUUUUGUUCACAAUUACCUGUCUUAUACAUUAUACUCUCAAGUUAAUCUUACGUCACCUUCACUCUUGUUAUAAGUCUAUACAUAAUUCCCAUUCAUUUCUAUGUAAACGAAACAUCAAAAAUAAAAAACAAUGAAAUGUAGCCCUAGUCCUACAUAUUAUAUGUAAGGACGUAUGUUCCUUCAUAAGAGCUGAAAAACCGAUCCGAUCUCACAUCUUAUUUCCAUUUUUCGAGUACCUCUUCGUACGGUAUGUUUCGUUUUCACUGAUUUCAAAAUGAAGUUUUUACGAAGAAUCCAAUAAGUAAAUCAUCGAAGAGAAAAAACAAACAUCGAGCAUAUACCUACCAUAAAGAAAAGAACGAAUCAUUUAGAUACACAUACGACCAACAACAAUGUCAAUAUCAUUUCCUCAAGCACAUUCUAAAUAGGUACCUAUGCAGCUAUACUAUUCAACAAUAGGUACUUACAAGUUGCACGAUAUCAAAAGAUUUUCCAAGAAUUAUUUGUACAUAAAAUAACACGUUUAAAAAAUGACAUCACAUUGAAAAUUUCUUCUCAAGUAGCCAAACUGUCAAGUGUACGCAGUACGCAUUUGCGUCAAAUCAUCUCGAGUGCUUUCGAAACUGGUGUUUAAAUGAUGCUAUUCUAAUGAUUAUUUAGAAACCUACAUAUUAAGCCUUAGGUACUUGCUGCCUCCCUUCAACAAUAAUUCAUCAUAAUAAAUAUUAUUUCAAGAGCAGAA
Messenger RNA from Planococcus citri (citrus mealybug), 2338 nucleotides. Its product is annotated as UDP-glucosyltransferase 2-like. Bases 138 to 1730 code for a protein of 530 amino acids. The transcript is spliced from 6 exons. Gene Ontology annotation, molecular function: UDP-glycosyltransferase activity. The record is from RefSeq and is a predicted model, not a curated record. Lineage: Eukaryota; Metazoa; Arthropoda; Insecta; Hemiptera; Pseudococcidae.